AUGCCUCCACGACCGUUUCCCUAUCCCCUCAAAGUGGGCAUUGACGUUUGCUACAUUGCUCGGAUAAGAGACAUCUUAACGAAGAAUGUGGGCAAGGAGGUAAAUGAGAGUAAACCUCUCUCACAAUUUCUCUCCAAGGUUAUGACGUGGCCGGAGCGCCAGUUUUUCUGGGACCGAUUCAAGGACAAUGAGUCUGCCUAUAAGGAUAUCAAUAAAGUCGCUCAAUAUCUUGCUGGUCGUUGGGCUGCGAAAGAAGCCUGCCGAAAAGCAUGCAGCCACAUGGGACUGUCGAACGGACAUCACAAGAUCAUGAUCCUCCCUGAAUCUGGAGAUAGGUAUGAACACGGAGCCUCUUUCGCACCAAAGGGUCUCAUACUUCACGAACUUAUCACGUCAUACCACCCCAGCAAGGACUUGGAUCCAGAGAAGAGGGAAGGCGUUUGGUACAAAACGACGAGACGGCACCACUUUGACGCCAAUGAGGUCGAUGGACAAUUCUGUGAAGUUAGUAUUAGUCACGAUGAGCGCUUUGCGACUGCCGUAGCAAUGGUGCCAAUUAUCAGACUAGAGUGGGAGGAAAAGAUGGGCUCGGGUUGGGGACAAUUGGACAAUGGGGGAGGUAAUUUGAACAGAGCCGGCGGCGAUAUAGAAUUACGGUCAUCUCUACAUAGUGAUGAACCGUCGUUUGCCCCUCUUAGUUCUAAGGAUCUCUAUAGCAAGGACACACUACUGAAACGAAUCGCACGAUUGGAACGUGGAGUUAGUGACCUGAUCUCGCGCGACGAGAAGAAGCCUUCUAUUAGAAAAGUCAAGAGUCGAUCUAUCAGAAAGGUUAACAGUCCAGGUAGUUCAAAGGCCUCGUAAAGCAAGAAUUCCUCUACAUCGCCUACACAAGAACUAUCUUCUCUAAGCAAUGGCAAACUAGAUGACUUGCUGUCUCCGAGAGACUGAAAGCAAGAAACCGAUUCUGAUAAGGUUGGCGGUUAAGAGAGGGCUCGCAAAGCCCUGGAUAUUAACUCAAAGCCACCUAAUACCACUGCCGGACCGCCAACAUCGAAUACGAAAACCACUCCUUGGCAUUAUCGUUACUUUGCUGUUUAAGGGAACACGUGAGUGCCACGAAGUCUUCGUAUUCGCCCACCCAUCGAAUAAAAUACGAUACACGACGCCAUACACCAGGACAGCCUCACUUGGCGCUUUUUCUCCCGCGCUUGGUUCCCUCUCAUUGGCAAGAAGCCAGACUUUCAGCCUUGUCAACAGGCUUAUAUGCAACAUUGUUGCCGGUCACCAGAAGAU
Messenger RNA from Lindgomyces ingoldianus, 1296 nucleotides. RefSeq lists its product as uncharacterized. The transcript has 3 exons. Gene Ontology annotation, molecular function: holo-[acyl-carrier-protein] synthase activity; magnesium ion binding. NCBI's taxonomy places the organism in Eukaryota, Fungi, Ascomycota, Dothideomycetes, Pleosporales, Lindgomycetaceae. The record is from RefSeq and is a predicted model, not a curated record. The coding region runs from base 1 to 864 and encodes 287 amino acids.